This is a messenger RNA of Paramisgurnus dabryanus, 1463 nucleotides long. It is a transcript of the gene slc7a6os, whose product is annotated as solute carrier family 7 member 6 opposite strand. Gene Ontology annotation, biological process: developmental process. The record is from RefSeq and is a predicted model, not a curated record. NCBI's taxonomy places the organism in Eukaryota, Metazoa, Chordata, Actinopteri, Cypriniformes, Cobitidae.
CCGCCAAAGGAGAAAAAACGAGUCAAAAGGAAGAAAGGCGACAACGCAGGUUGUUGUUGUCAUUGGUUAGCUGCGGCAUUUGUUUUUUUAUUAUCUGAAUUCGCUCUCUGGCUACAUAGCAGUCGUUCCUCUGGCAAAAUGGACCCGAGCACAACCAUCCUACGGGUGAAGAGAAAAAGAGGCACUGAUCCGGCGGACGCGCUGCUGUUGGCCUGUAAGCGGAUCCGUCCGGAGGCCGCCGCGGCUCAGCCCAGCGACGAGAGCGAGCCAGAACCGCAGGAGCCCAAGAUAGAGAACUCUGUGUUUAAACUGGUGGCCACUGUGGCAUCGCAGGAUGCUCCAGUACAGACACAUGUUCGUGAGGCUCUGGCACGCCCACGUCUGGCCCAUCAUGCAUUGCGUCCGUCACAGGGAAGUGCUCAAAGGAUCAUCAGUGAUCUGCGCAGUGUCAAAUGGAGCACCAGGCGAGAGGAACGUUACCGGAUCCUCUCCAGCCAACGGGCAGGACUGCCGGCAGAACCUGCUCCUGUCAGAGGAGAAGAGAAGGAUGACAGCCAAACAGAGAACCAUGAUGGCUUGCCUUUUGGAGAUGUUCAAGUGUUUGAUAUUUUGCAUGAAGAUGAUGACGUGAAGAUGCCUGGCAAGAAUGUUGUGUCUGAUCCAGAGACAAUCCUGUGUAACUCCAUGAAGAUGAUUCGUGAGAAACUAAGUGUUUCGGGAGACCGGCUCGGUACCGAACAUCGAGAGAAAGAGGAUGAUUAUGUGUAUGACUUGUACUACCAGGAGACAGUCACACCAGGCUGGAUACAAGACAUUCUGUCUGUCAGACCCUACACACAAGAGGGGGAGCUGGUACCUGAUGUAGUGGCCUGGGAGGAAGAGGUGUAUGAGGAUGAAGAUGAUGAGAAUGCUGAAAGCAACUGGAGAAACGAUUACCCAGAUGAGAGCAGUGAGGGUGACAGUGAUGCUGAGGAGCGUUAUGGAGGUUUCUGGAGUGAAGAGCACUCAUACAGCAGGCGAAGCUGGGAGCGCUAUAAGCAGGACAUGACGGAGGAGUUGGAGAAUAAAAGUGAUGAAGACGAAGAACGAGAGUGUGAUUCUGACUGAGAGCCUCUGUAUGGUUAUGAGCAUGAGAGGCCAUUUUUACUGACGUGUGGAGUGAAGCUGUAUGUUCUUUUGUCACGUGAAUGUAUGUGGUAGCCCAUGUACCUAUAUUUGUGUGGGUUGCUUUGAAUUGCGCGUUCAAGAGGCGAGUGAUUUACUAUUUGCGAUAUUUUGCGGUUGUUUGAUGUGAAGAUAGUAUGGAGAGAAAAUGGUGUGAUAUUGAGUUUGUGUAAGUGUGGGGUGCUUUGUGUUGUCAGUUGUGUGUGUAGUGUUUAUACGUUCCCCAUAUCCAAGGGGUGAAAUACAAAAAUACCUGUAAAUAUGUAGAUGUGUAUAAAAAAAUAAAUGCUUCAAUUAAA